Molecule: messenger RNA, 803 nt
Organism: Moneuplotes crassus
Lineage: Eukaryota; Ciliophora; Spirotrichea; Euplotida; Euplotidae
Source: the annotation of a GenBank genome assembly
UAGUGAGCUUCCUCUCUACAAAAUGACUGACAACGAAGAUAGUGGAUUUAUCGACCCCGAUUUCAUGCCAAAAGCAAUGAACUCAGUUGAUUCAGGAGAAAGUUUUAAAGAAGUCAAUCUAAAAAUCUUCCUGUUCUUCAAUCCAGGAGGUCAUGCAGAUGCAGUGAAGAAGGUGCUGAAGAACAAGCUAAAAAUUAACAUUAUUGUCAACUCCAACAUCUUAUGAAAAGAACUGAUACAGUAUGCUCUAAAUGAAUACAAUUCUGCACUUGAGAGCGAAGAAAGCCAAUACUAUCUCGAAGAUUCUUCAGAUAGUAUUGAUAAAUGCUAUGAGCUCUGAUAUCCAGACGAUGACGAAACUGGAGAGCCUGAUGAAGACCUCCCUACUUUUGCUAUGGAUCAAAAUGUGUCAACGAUUGGAGAGAAAUCCUUUACUCUUUUGGUGGCCAAUCCUAAGCUUGCUAUCAAGAAUCAAGACUGAGAUCUCCAUCCAAAUAUCCAAGAUCCUGAAGGGGAGGCUGAUGCUACUAAGACUACAGCUAAUGAGAAGUCUUCAGGGACUUUUAAGAGAAUCAAUUCUCUUGGAUAUUUAGUUACUAUCAAAGAGGACGAAUCAAGCACUAAUAAGACUAAAAGUGAUGAGAUUAUCUACCACAAAAGCACCCAGACUUGUUGCAAAUGUACCAUAUUCUAACUCUAUACUUAACCAAGUAUCUAGAGUCUAUGUGGGCAAACUGAAGCCUUAAAGCAAGGCUUGGCAUGGAGAAUUCCUAAAACCUUUAUCAUAUAAAUCUUUUCUUGCC